Daldinia childiae is the source of this 2034-nucleotide messenger RNA. RefSeq names its product Hsk1-interacting molecule 1. The coding region runs from base 1 to 2034 and encodes 677 amino acids. The transcript has 3 exons. The record is from RefSeq and is a predicted model, not a curated record. Gene Ontology annotation, molecular function: zinc ion binding; nucleic acid binding; protein serine/threonine kinase activator activity. Gene Ontology annotation, biological process: regulation of cell cycle phase transition; positive regulation of nuclear cell cycle DNA replication. Gene Ontology annotation, cellular component: nucleus; Dbf4-dependent protein kinase complex. Lineage: Eukaryota; Fungi; Ascomycota; Sordariomycetes; Xylariales; Hypoxylaceae.
AUGCCUCGAUCCACCAUGUCUAGUAGACGAGUUCCUUUAUCUACGAACCAGAAUGUGGCCAAUUCCCCUCUACGUAGUACUACUCUCGGCAAACAAAAACGCACCGUAGCUCAGAUACAACGGGAAGAACAAUACGGCCAACCACCUCCGGCCAAGAAGCAAAUUAUCGAGGGUGGUUCUCAACGUUUACUUCCAUCCCAACAGCAGCGGGUUUCUAAGAGUCAAAUCCCCAUACAGAUACGUCGUAAUGCAAACACCUACGAGAGCAAGUUGGCCAGGGAGAGAGCAGGUCAUUCUCACCAACAACGUUCCCAACAAACGGCACCUGCUUCUCUUGGAUAUACAGAGAAGGAUAUCGAGGAGAUUCAAAUAUGGCAGCAGCACCACCGAGCCAGAUUCCCUAAACUUGUUUUCUACUUCGAGAAGGUCCCUAACGAUGCUCAUAAAAAGCUCGCGAAACAGAUUGCUGCCUUAGGUGCUCGCGAGGCAGCAUUUUUCUCCAUCGACAUCACCCAUGUUGUAACGACUCGGCCUAUUCCCUCUGAGAAGAGUGUAAGCCGUCAAGAAGAGGACGCAACUACCGAAAAGCACCAGGACCACAUACACGAGCAGGAACAAGAACAAGACCAGGAACAAGAGGAGGUCAAGACCAUCAACCCUUCAUUGCUAACCCGGCUGUCAGAGGCCUCUACUAAACGAAGAACUUUUGAUAGAGGUACUCGGACACAGGGGAUAUCGUCGCAUGUUCAAGUCGGCUCACUAAAUCAGCCAAAGCGUAGCGCAGAUGUCUUACUGCGUGCUAGGGAGAUGGGGAAAAAGAUCUGGUCUUUAGAUAAGUUGCAGCGAAUGAUGGCUUUACUCCUUGAGACCGAUCCAUACGUUAGCGUGGAGAUUGCGUAUGGAGCUCGCAAAGCAAGAGAACCCGAACCUCGAACCACUGAGGACCGUAACCUGCUACAUCUUCUCCACAAUGAGCGAGUCAACGGACCAUCUGACCGAGAUCCAGCCGCGAAUGGUCAGGAACUGCAUUAUUUUAAGGGUCCAUACAUAUAUGUCUAUGACGCCGAAGAGAAGCAAAAGCCUAUCAUGGUUAGAGAGUAUAAGAAGGUUGCCGAGAAGGCAAAGGGCGACUGGCCCCAGUUUCGUACUGCUGCAUUGGGACGAUGUCCGUUUAUUAACGAGCCUGAACCGAGAGAUUCCCGACCCGAGCCCAAGCCGAAAGUCCAGGUGACCAGAGCCGCUACCGAGAAUAAGCCUACUCCUCCAUCCUUCAAGAUGGAACCUCCGAAGCCUGUGACUGGAAAGCGAUCGUUGUGUGAGAUGGAAAAUGGCCAUUCCCGUGGCUCUAGUGUCGCCUCCAUGGACCUGUCCAACUCAUCUAGGUUACCUGCUGGUCAUAUUGCGGAAUCACGCUCUAAUGCGUUUACUGGUCGUGCUGCUAGCCGUCUCUUUGGUGGCGAGCCGGUUGCAUCCGGAGUCCAACCUUCAAAUAUAACGUCUGCAAUUCGAUCACAGAUGAUCUCCUCCACUGCAACAACACCAGGUCUCAUAACUGGUCUAAGCAAAGAAGUUCACGGUCUUCAGCGUCAGGUCUUGAAGCGUAACAGUACCGCGACCUCGCAGGAUCUGAGCUCUCGCCGGAAUGCCGAGAUAACCCCGCGAGAUGAGGUUCCAGUCAAGCGGACUUUCCCUAUGAGCCGUACAUCGAGUCGAAAGUUGGAUUUUGUUGAUGAAGACGCUACCGAUAAAGACUCUCAAGAAGGAUCCAAGCAGAAGGUUGUUCCGCGCGCAGAAAAGCGAGAAUCGUCGCAGUCAAAGAAAAGCGAGCUCAAACCAGGUUAUUGUGAAAACUGCGCAGAUAAAUACGCUGAUUUUGAUGAGCACAUCCUGUCCAAAAAGCAUCGCAAAUUUGCUGAUGAUGAUCGCAACUGGGUUGACUUGGAUGAUCUCCUUGUUCAGCUUCAGCGUAUGCCUAAGCGCAAAUCUUUCUCAUCUUGGACUCCUUCUCUCCAAGAAUACGAUGAGGUCUACUAG